Puma concolor (puma) is the source of this 850-nucleotide messenger RNA. The record is from RefSeq and is a predicted model, not a curated record. Lineage: Eukaryota; Metazoa; Chordata; Mammalia; Carnivora; Felidae.
CAUCCCUACCAUGGCUCGUGCUGUCGUGGUCAACGCGGCCCAGCUCGCCUCCUACUCCCAGUCCAAGCAGUUCUUACUGGACUCAGGCUACUUCUCCGACAACAUCCUGUGCCAUUUCUGCGCCAGCAUGAUCAGUGGCUUGGUCACCACUGCCGCCUCCAUGCCCGUGGACAUCGCCAAGACCCGGAUCCAGAACAUGAGAAUGAUUGACGGGAAGCCAGAAUACAAGAACGGGCUGGACGUGCUGGUGAAGGUUGUCCGCUACGAGGGCUUCUUCAGCCUGUGGAAGGGUUUCACGCCCUACUACGCCCGCCUGGGCCCCCACACCGUCCUCACCUUCAUCUUCUUGGAGCAGAUGAACAAGGCCUACAAGCGUCUCUUUCUCAGUGGCUGAGGCAGGCAAGGGGCCCAGAGCCGGUGUGCCAGGGCUCCCCUCACCCGCUGCCCCCACAGUCAAUGUGCCCCCGGGGGCCUGGACUCCGCUGCCCUGGGCCCCUGUAUUUAUUUUUCCUCCACGGUCUGGUUCUCUCCUUUGCGGUAAAGGACUUUGGUCUGUCCUACCCCUGCGUCACCUCGCCCUCCCUGUCCCGAUCCUCGUGACAUCUCUGCCCCUGGCUGUGCCUCAGAGGGAGCUGGGAAACUCCCUGAGGAUUUCCGGUCUCCUCUUGGGUGUUAGCUUCAGGGCAUGUAGGACAGCAGAGGACCCGCCUUCUCAGUGGGUAAACCAAGGCAGAGCUGAGGGGACAGGAGACGGCAGAAGCCGUUGGGACGGUCACAAGGUCUGCAGUGGGAGGACGUGACCCUUCCUCCACCUCACUGAGGACAUGAUCAAUAAAUCGGAUUGAUGACA